GAGAAAUAGAGAAGAGUCCACGCCGAAGGUGUCUUCAUUUACAUGCUGCCAGAUAUGCUCAGUUUCUCCAGACAGGGCCAUUGAAUAAUUUUAAGGCAGAGUGUGAGGAGGUGGAAGCUGAGAGAGAAAUGGAGGAAGGAGGAUUGAAGAACACAGAGGUUCGGAGUGGAACGGUGGGCACUCGAUACAGCAACGCGGACACAGCCUCACUGGGCGUCGGGGGUGAGCUGCCUGAGGAAGAUCAGAUUGAAGGAGCACAAAAGUCGGACUCCAGUGAUGCUCAGAGAGAUGGGGAGGAAGAGCAGACUGCCCCCUCACCCUAUAUGGAGAUCCUCACCGAGCCAACCAAUCGCACGGGGAACAUCUCGCCUAUCAUGUGGGUGGGAGAUGAGCUUGCAGACCAAGUUAGUCAGAAUGAAACAUCGCCCAUGCCUACAUCCUCAGAACUUGAUACCAGUGCAGACAGCGGCCUGGCCAGAGAGAGUGAAGAUGGCGGUGCCCAGGAAGACAAUGAGGUGACCGAUCAGUCAGCUUCUACAGACACUCACGCUGAUGUGGGUUACCCCAGUUGUCCCAUCGACGGGAGUGAGGAGGAGAGUGGCGCCAUGUCACAGGGUGACUGCAACUCUGAAGCUGUAAGGCAACUUAACCUUGACCUGUUGCCCCUGGAUAUCAGCAACGUAAACAUUACGACUAAAAGCUUGACCCCCGACUUCAGUGACCAUGAGGUAUUCUUUGAUCUGGUGUGGGAGAUCCAGAGCAGACGUCUCAAUGACCAACGGUGCUCCUUCCGUAAGAAGAUCAAAGACCGUCGAGCAUGUAGAUCAAUGCCCUCAUCACCUGUGGAAAAAGAAAGAACUUUCUUCCCCUCUAUGUCUUCACUGCAAACGGAAGAAUUCUUCAAUCUAAUUGCCUACUCCCAGAGCCGUCGCCUUGACGAUCAGCGGGCGGACUUUGAAGACUCCCCCACAGUUGAACUCAGCUCACCUUUUCCUGCGGGAACUGUUGAGUACCUGGCUCCAGUAGGGAGGACAGUAUCUCCAACGCAGCGAGGGGAAUCUCCAGCAGCCACUCCAGCAGAGGGAAACAAGUCUCCAGCCGAGGAAGCCGAGAUUUCAAGGGAAGAGGAGAUUCCAGCAGAGGAUGAGCAGGAUCCCGUAGAGAGGGAGGAGUUCCCAGCAGAGGGAAAUCAGAUUCCAGCAGAGGGGGAAGACAAUCCAGCAGAGAAGGAAGUACUCCCAGUGGAGAGUGAGAAGAUUCCCGCAAAGGGAGAUGGGAAUCCAGCAGAGGGAGAGGAAAUUCCAGCAAAGAGAGAGAAGCUCCCAGCAGAAGGGGAUGAGGUUCCAGCAGAGAGGGAGGAGCUUCCAGUAGAGAAAGGGGAGGCUGCAGCAAAGAAAGAGACGAAUCCAGCAGCGAAGAAGGAGCCAGAUGAUGACCUCUACAACACCAUCUUGAUGCAUCAGGCAGCCAGUGCUCGGAUUGAGGACCAGCGCAGCCACCCUCCCGCCUACAGCUCCCAGGCUUUCUUCGACCUGUUGCAGCGUCUGCAAGAGCAGCGGAUGGACGAGCAGCGGGCGCCCCUGCCGCCGGGACUGGCACCGAAGCGGGUGCCCGAUCGGCUUCAGGAGGAGCGUCGGGGCUCCAUCUUCUCUCCCCUGCUGAAGGGCAUGUCCCAACGCCGCGCCAACUCCAGCUAAAAGAGGAGGCAGCAAAAAAAGAAAAAAAGAAUUCAAAAUAGAAAUUAAGGAAUAAAUAAAAACGCGGGAGUAAGGCAACCACACCAGGCGGCACCACACACACACACACAAAAUUAUGUCCAUGUAUAUAUAUAUGUAUAUAUAUAUCUCCACAUUCAUCAGCUCCCAGAGGAGGUUGGCAACGUGGGAACUAAGCUGGGCGUUACGGUCAAAGAUAUUGCAGCGCAGAAGCUGGAUAACCUGAGAACAGCCAAAGGAACAAACUCUUCACCUCCCCCUGACCCGCGUCUAGAUGGCAUUAAAAUUGUGACUGCUCGGGACUGGGCCACCCCGCGGCGGGUAAAUGGCUCCCGCUCCUCCCGAUUUAACACCCGCGUUAAAGUCAGAGGCGUUUGGCACCUGCAUCCCCGCCCCGCCUCAAUUCACCGCUGCUGCUCCUGGUUUGCACCCCCGCCCUCCUGCUAUUCUGAACCUACCUCUUGGACCAAGCUUUUGACCACCUGCGCCGACUUGUCGCCGUCUUGGAUGUGAUCCCAAUAUCUUUUUGCCUGAUAAUGCUCCUGUGAAGCGCCUUGGGCAUGUUUUCCUACCUUACAGGCGCCAUGUAAAUGCAAGUUGUUGUUGUUGUUGUCAAAUAUCGUCAGAGGAUUUAAGCGGUGAUUCAGCUCAAUCCUGUCCGCCUUCUUUGGGGACAGUUGAGUGGGGGCUUGGUGGGGAGCAAGGGAUGCUGGUGAGCCAGUGUUCACUGGAGUGGGAGUGGGGUGGGGGCACUGGCGAAUCUCUCCACCUUACUCUCCACCUCCUUCCAAGCCACUGAUAUGAAAUGUAAUGACUCAGUUACUGUCCAGCUGAGACCUUCACCAAGACUGGGCCAAAUAGUUUUUGUUCAUCGUACGUUCUUGUGAUGGGAUUGUUGCUAACAAGGCCAGCAUUCCAUGCCCAUUCCAAAUUGCCCAUGAGAAGGAGGUGGUGAGCUGCCUCCUCGAAUUGUUGGAGCCCAUCUCAUGUCGUACCCAAAGUGCUGUUAAGGGAGGGACUUCCAAAAUUUUGAUACAGCGACAGUGCAGGAAGAGUGACAUAUUUCCAAGGCAGGGUGGUGUGUAACUUGGAGGGGAACUUCCAGGUGGCGGUGUUCCCACCUAUCUGCUGCCCCUGUCCUUCUAGGUGGUACAGGUUGCGGGUUUGGAAGGUGCUGUGCA
Messenger RNA from Carcharodon carcharias (great white shark), 2896 nucleotides. RefSeq lists its product as uncharacterized. Gene Ontology annotation, molecular function: GTPase regulator activity; protein binding. Bases 129 to 1697 code for a protein of 522 amino acids. The record is from RefSeq and is a predicted model, not a curated record. Lineage: Eukaryota; Metazoa; Chordata; Chondrichthyes; Lamniformes; Lamnidae. Gene Ontology annotation, biological process: regulation of inflammatory response. The transcript is spliced from 7 exons.